Molecule: messenger RNA, 1086 nt
Organism: [Torrubiella] hemipterigena
Lineage: Eukaryota; Fungi; Ascomycota; Sordariomycetes; Hypocreales; Clavicipitaceae
Source: the annotation of a GenBank genome assembly
AUGGCGCAAGACUCCCAAAAUGUGUACGCCAACCUGGCCAUUAAACCCCCAUCUACCGACAUGGAAUACACUCGUCUGGGCGAUUCCGGUCUCAAAGUCUCCAAGAUUAUCCUGGGUGCCAUGUCAUACGGUAGCAAAGACUGGGCAAAGUGGGUUCUAGAGGAAGAGGAAGCCCUUCCAUUGCUGGAGCACGCAUACAAAGUUGGAAUCAAUACAUGGGAUACGGCAAACGUGUACUCCGAUGGCCGUUCAGAGGAAAUUAUUGCAAAAGCACUCGACAAGUACAAAAUCCCCCGCGAAAAUGUAGUCAUUUUAACAAAGUGUCGAUUCGGAACCAGUGUACCUGGUGAGCCUCCGUUGCCGCUGCUAGCGUCCUACACCAACGACGGCAGAAUGGUCAAUCGUGCCGGGUUAUCACGAAAGCACAUCUUUGAUGCGGUUCAACACAGUGUCAGGCGUCUUGGUACAUACAUUGAUGUCCUGCAGAUUCACCGCAUCGAUCCGGAUGUACCUUAUAAGGAGAUCAUGAGAGCCCUCAAUGACGUGGUGGAGAAUGGCUGGGUACGAUAUAUUGGAGCAAGCUCGAUGCCCGCUUGGGAGUUUCAGAUGCUUCAGAACAUUGCUGAGAAGCAUGGGUGGCACAAAUUCAUCAGUAUGCAAAACUACUACAACCUCCUCUACAGGGAAGAGGAGCGCGAAAUGAUCCCAUACUGCAAGAAGAUAGGAGUUGGUUUGAUUCCAUGGUCUCCAAACGCACGCGGGUUGCUGGCGCGCCCGUGGAACUCAAGCGACCAUGCUUCCAUUCGCGCCGACACGGACCUGGGCCUGUCAGUUUUGUUCCAAAAGGAAGACCCUGUAAGCGAGGCCAUUGUAUCUGUAGUGGAAGCGAUUGCCAAGGAACGAGAUCUUCCCAUGGCUACCAUCUCCACGGCUUGGUGCCUGAGCAAAGGUGUCAAUCCCAUUGUUGGGCUGAGCAGCAAGGACAGAAUCGACAAAAUCGCCAAGGCUAUCAAGGUGGUUUUGACUGACAACGAAAUUGCCAGAUUAGAGGCUGCCUAUGUUCCAAAGCCUAUCGUACGAUUUUAG